This is a messenger RNA of Nannizzia gypsea CBS 118893, 1455 nucleotides long. Its product is annotated as glutamine synthetase. Lineage: Eukaryota; Fungi; Ascomycota; Eurotiomycetes; Onygenales; Arthrodermataceae. The record is from RefSeq and is a predicted model, not a curated record. The transcript has 5 exons. Gene Ontology annotation, molecular function: glutamine synthetase activity. Bases 1 to 1455 code for a protein of 484 amino acids.
AUGGCUGCAGACGCCGUAUCCCUUGAUAGCCUCGAAGAAGUCCUCGCAAACGACACCCAGGUCAAAGUAGCUGGCUUCGAUGCCGAUGGCAUACUCCGCGGGAAACUCGUUUCGAAGAAGAAGUUCCUCUCGAUAGCUAAAGAUGGGUUCGGGUUCUGCUCCGUCAUCUUCGGGUGGGAUAUGCACGACCAAACAUACUUCAAGGAGCUGGGAAUAAGCAAUAAGGAGAAUGGAUACAGAGACCUGGUGGCUGUUCCAGACAUGAGCAGCUUCCGAAGGAUACCGUGGGAAGACAAUGUGCCUUUCUUCCUAGUCAGCUUCUUUGAUCCAGAGUCCAAGAAGUCGAUCUCAGCAUGCCCGCGGGGGUUGCUGAAGGCUGCUACCUCUGGGCUGGAGAAGAAGGGAUAUCAAGCCAUGGCUGGAGUGGAAUUUGAGUUCUAUCAGUAUCGAGCGCCUGCUACCGCCGACUCUUUUGAACGCAACUCCACGGGGACUGCCCGUUUUCUCAAAGAGAACCAGGUUACCGAUCUACAGCCAUUGACGGAGGGUAUGUUUGGUUAUAGCUUGACUCGGACUGUGCAUAACCAGGAAUAUUUUUACAAGAUAUUCAACACCUGUCGCGAAUUCAACUGCGAUGUUGAGAGCUGGCAUACCGAGAGUGGACCCGGUGUAUUCGAAGCUGCACUGCAAUUCGGAGAAGUAAAGGCGAUGGCUGAUCGAGGCGGCUUGUUCAAAUAUGUCGUCAAGUCAGUCGGCUCAAAAUAUGGAAUCACGCCGGUCUUCAUGGCCAAACCGCGUCAGGGCCUCCCCGGAAACAGCGGCCACAUGCACGUCUCUCUCGUUGAUGCAUCAGGAGCCAACUUAUUCGUCCGCGACUCUCCUGAUCCUUCUCCACCAUACCCCGAUCUUGCCUACAUCUCUGAUAUCGGGCGAUAUUUCCUUGCAGGAAUACUCGUCGGCUUACCAGAUAUAAUGCCCAUACUCGCUCCAACAAUAAACUCAUAUAAGCGAUUGGUAGAGAACUUCUGGGCUCCUGUAACGGUUUCAUGGGGUCUCGAACAUCGCGCUGCGUCAAUUAGAGUGAUCUCCCCGCCCACCUGCAGCGGGAAGGGAACGAGGUUUGAAAUCCGCGUCCCCGGCGCCGACGUUAAUUCGCACUACGUCCUAGCUGCAAUUGUUGCAUUAGGAUGGCGCGGUGUGGAGAAGAAGCUUGAUAUCCCUAUCCCCCCACUGCCCAAGGGCGAGGAUGUUGGCGGAAACGCCGACAAGGGCGAACGGCUGGCGAAGAAUCUCAAGGAGGCUGUUGUUCGGUUCACGGCCAAAGAGAGUAUUGCCAGGGAGGCGUUCGGGGACGAUUUUGUAGAUCACUUUGGUGGGACGAGAGAGCAUGAGAUUCGUCUUUGGGAAGAGGCCGUUACCGAUUGGGAGGUAAAACGAUAUAUAGAAACCGUGUGA